AUGUAUACAAAGCUGUCCGUCACUGCCGCAGUGGAGAAGGCGGUUAAGGUCGCGUCUCAGCAUGGUAUCGCCGGCCAUGCCGCAGCGUUGCGGUGGGCAGCCUAUCACAGCAUGCUGAGCAAGGAGCACGGAGACUCUCUGGUCGUUGGUGCCAAUGGCCCAGAGCAGCUAGAGCGUGCCUUGGAUGUGAUCGAGCAGGGCCCGCUGCCGGAUGCCAUAGCUGCCUCGUUCGAGGCUGUGCAUGGCAAUAUCGUCGACGAGGAGAGGAUUUCAUACCAUUACUAG
Thyridium curvatum is the source of this 285-nucleotide messenger RNA. RefSeq lists its product as uncharacterized. The transcript has a single exon. The record is from RefSeq and is a predicted model, not a curated record. Lineage: Eukaryota; Fungi; Ascomycota; Sordariomycetes; Thyridiales; Thyridiaceae. The coding region runs from base 1 to 285 and encodes 94 amino acids.